Molecule: messenger RNA, 1197 nt
Organism: Ixodes scapularis (black-legged tick)
Lineage: Eukaryota; Metazoa; Arthropoda; Arachnida; Ixodida; Ixodidae
Product: endochitinase
Exons: 9
Coding region: 19-1197 (392 amino acids)
Biological process (GO): chitin catabolic process; carbohydrate metabolic process
Cellular component (GO): extracellular region
Molecular function (GO): chitinase activity; chitin binding
Source: RefSeq, a predicted model, not a curated record
CUAAAGACCUUACCUUUGAUGGGUGCAAUUAUGCUUGGGAUUCAGGCAGCAGAUCCGAAGCGGCCCGUCGUGUGCUACUACUACGGCGCGGCGCAGAUGAGGCCCAGUCCGAUGAACUACGCGGCCUCCAACAUUCCGGGACACCUGUGCAGUCAUGUGACCCUGGCCUUCGUCACCGUCAGCACCGAGACCUUCGAGAUACAGAGCGCCAUCUCCAGCUACAUGAACAACACCGGCCUCUAUCGAGAAUUCACGUCCAUCAAGAAGCAGUACUCGCACCUCAAGACACUGCUUUCGGUCGGCGGCUGGGAGUUCGGCCACAGCGUGUUUUCAACCAUGGCCGGCCAUUCUUUGGCAAGACGGCGAUUCGUAAAGAGCGCGGUGCGCUGGAUGCGAGAGUACGGCUUUGACGGUCUGGACAUCUCCUGGCAGUACCCCGGCAUGCCCAUGCGGGGAGGGAACGUCUACGACAAGGACAACUUCGUCCACCUGAUGAAGGAACUGAAUACGGAGUUCAAGAAGUACGACUUCAUGUUGACCAUCACUGUUCCCAUCGAUCCCGUACUGCUCAAGUCAGGCUUCAACAUUGCCGCCUUGUCAAGGUACGUGGACUGGUUCAACGUGUUUGCGCACGACCUUCGUGGCACGUGGACUGGCUACGCGGACGUGCACAGCCCCCUCAGAAGACGCUGCUUCGACGAGAACUAUUACGCCGCACUGAACGUCGAAGACGGCAUGGCUCGCUUGGUGAAGCUCGGAGCCCCGAAGAAGAAGCUCAUGCUGGGCAUCCCCUUCUACGGCCGAAGCUUUACGCUCCAGGAUCCCAGACAGAAUUCGCUGAUGGCUCCGAUCAGGAAGGACGUGUCCGCCAUGCCCGGGCAGUUCGUGAUGUCCGACGAAAUACUUGCCUACUACGAGGUUUGCAUGGACAUCACGAUGCGUGGCUGGAAGCGGAACUACGACGCCGUGGGCCAGUGCCCCUACGCCUACCGCGACGACCAGUGGGUCGGCUACGAAGACGAAGAAAGUGUCUCGGCCAAGGUUGACUUUGUCAUGGAUAAGGACUACGGAGGUGUCAUGGUGUUCAACGUGGACAUGGACGACUUCCAAGGGGUGUGCGGCAUGAAGAACCCGCUGCUAAACGCCAUCGGCCAGAAAUUCACCGAAGGACAUCUGAUUGAUCCACGCCGGGGAUGA